AUGUUUAACUUCAACUUCUUUAAGUCUGCCGGCGCUGAGGAGCAGCACACCGAGGGCAAUAACUGGAACGCCAACACCGUCACUAUGCAACCUACCAGCCCCGCUGCCCCUUCAAGCAACCAGGCCGUCGUCUCUGAGCAGCCCUCUACCCAAGAGCAAAUGCAGCUGCGCGGUGGUGGUGGCGGCGGCGUUUGCUGCGGAAUCUGCGCCGGUAUUGCUUGCUGCGAGUGCCUGGAGUGCUGCUGCUAG
This is a messenger RNA of Penicillium soppii, 249 nucleotides long. RefSeq lists its product as uncharacterized. The transcript is spliced from 3 exons. Bases 1 to 249 code for a protein of 82 amino acids. Lineage: Eukaryota; Fungi; Ascomycota; Eurotiomycetes; Eurotiales; Aspergillaceae. The record is from RefSeq and is a predicted model, not a curated record.